ACAGUUCAUGUCAAUUGUCAAUGUCAAAGCUGCAAGCCAAACUUUAGCGUGUAAUUUAUUUUGUGUUGACUGCUUCGUUUAAAGAGUUGCUGUUAAACUGAAAUACGGGAUUUAUUAUUAUAUUGUGAAAAUCUUCGGCAAACAAAAUGUCGCAAAAUAACAAUGAAGUGAACCAACCAUCGAACAAGUAAGUUAUAGUAUCAACGAGCUUUUAGACUGAAUUUGACAUCAUUUAAUUUUAAUUACCUAAAAUAUAACUAUAAUUUAUUAUAACUUUAUUAUUCAGGGACCGCAGUGCCAAUUUUUCUAAAGAGGAAUGUCAUAAAUUAAUGAGUUUGCUCAAAGAUUACGCGAUUAUUACUUGCAAAAAAACCGAUAAUGCGAGCAACCAACAAAAGAAGCUGCUUGGAAAUUGCUUGCAGACAAAUUUAAUUCAGAUGCAACCAAAUUUCGUUCGGUUAAACAAUUGCAGCAGAAAUACAAUAACAUGAAAAAAAUGCAAGAAAGGAAAUGGCAGCAGAAAAAUAUGGCAGACGCCAAACUGGUGGUGGACCACCUCCUCCGAAGCCAUCAGAAACUACAGAGUGGCUUAACUCUAUUAUGGGGGAGUCAAUAAGUGGACUUCCAGCGAUGUAUGAUAGUGAUGCUCUUAUAAAUGAUGCAGUAAAUAUGGAAAUUGAAACAAUUGAUUUAGGAACCACUGCCAAUAUAAAGAACCAUGCCCAUUUUUGCCCCAGAAACGCCCAGAUAAAGUAAAUUAUAAGAUUGAGGUAAUAAAUAAAAAUUUGAAUUAAAUUGUUAAUUUUAAGUCCUAAGAAGCACUGGAUAAAAAAUAAAAAAAAUACGACUUUUUGUUGACCACCGAUCGGGGCUUUUGACAGAAUAAUGUUUCAUUCAUGCUUUUUGCAUUUAUCACGGUCUGGAAUCAUGUCUUUUGGCCGGUUUAUUCACUCGUUGUGUUUUUACAAAUUAUUUUGAAUAAUGAUAAACUAGUAUUAUAGUGUUGCUGUUUUAUUUGUAUAUUAAUGAUACUAUCGGUAAGAUUAACUUCAUAAUAAGUAACCGCAUGUAAAUUAUCUUACUAGUAAAAAAUAUGAAACGUUAUUUUUUUUAACAUCUUUUAAGACUGGCAACACUGAUUCAUUCAUUCACUCUGCGUCUGCUGCUGUGUUUACGUUUACUCCGAUUGUGCUUUUCCGUUCAAUUUAAAAUCUACUUCGGCUACGUUUUAUGGAUAUUGAUAGUGUCGUUUUAUUCAGUGACUUCGGCUUUUCUUAUACGGACUUCGUUGUGUUUUGUGAUUUGGACUUUUCGUUUGUGACACAAAAUGUUGCGUUGCUUGAACUGUGGGUUACGCGUUCAACGCAUACAGAGGCAUGUUGUUACAACUUUGCCUCAAGAGUUGCUAAUUAUCUUGUCUAUUUGGCUGAGAAUUGAAUAUCUCCCUAUGGAAGAUGUAAUAUGUCAUGCAUGUUAUGUAUUCUUACAAAAUGCUGAUGUAAACACACCUAGAAUAUUAGGUCAUACUAAUAUCUGUGCUGGCUGUGGCUGUUCUUUGAAUGAAGCUAGACUUCAUUCUCUCGAAGAAAAUGGACCAUUAUAUGAUUUUUUCCAUGGAUUAGAUCAGUACAGAAUGGAAGAGAUAGCUAUGCUGUUUGUCAUAAUUGUUGGCGGCGAGCUAGCCGACAAUUUGAACAAGAUUCUCAACGAGAAAUGGCUAUACCACAAUUGCCACCUGUACCUGCUCCUGCUCCAGCACCUGCCCCUGCUCCGGCACCUGCCCCUGUCCCGGCACCUGCACCUGCUUCUGCCUCUCAGCUGGGCCAGAGAUCAGUUGGAAUGGUCAAUUUACCUCAUUACAAGAGAGCUGCUAGUACAUCAAGACACUGCAUUUAUUCCGACUGCGGUUAUGUACCUAUGCAUUUAAUACCAACAUUUAUUAAAAAUAUGUUAAUUGUAGAUUACAACUAUUAUGUGCCCCGGUAUUCACGUGUUUGCCAUCACCAUUUGUAUUCUAAUACUUGGCGUGAAUUACCAGAACAAUCAUCUUCAAUAUCAAGUUUUAGUAUAAAUCAAAUAGAAGAUUUAGUUAAUAUGGCAAAACAAAAAACUGUCACAUUUAAUUUUGAAUGUGUUGAAGAAAUGCCCAACCACAUAUGCCAUUAUUGGACUGGACUGGAAGUGUCUGAAUUCAUUAUUUUAUUUAAUGAGUUACCUUUAGCUAAUCAGGUACCAUCACCAAAAUCUGCUUUGGCUAUCUUUAUAAUUAAAAUGAGGACAGGGGACAGUAACAAGAGAUCGUCUUCAUUAUUUAAUAUACCUCGAUCAACUAUGGAGAGGCACAUGAACAUUGUACGCUUAUGUUUUAUGGAACAUUUUGUACCAUUACAUAUUGGAUUGCAGCAUCUUAAUAGAGAAGAUGUCAUAAGAAGAAAUCUAAGUAUUCCAAAUGCUUUGUUUGGCAAUCCAAAUGGCUCUGAUCAAACCAGACCUGCAAUCACAAUAUGUGAUGGCACUUACAUAUAUAUUGAAAAGAGUUCCAAUUAUUUCUAUCAAAAGGAAACUUAUAGUUUACACAAAUAUGUGAACCUCGUUAAACCAUUUCUUUGUGUGUGUACAGACGGGCACAUUAUUGAUGUGAUCGGCCCUUAUGCUGCCACUCAAACCGAUGCAGAAAUAAUGAAAGAUUUAUUUACUGAUGAAUCUGGACCCAUGCGAUCAUUUUACAGAGAGGGAAAUGUAUUUAUACUCGACCGAGGAUUCAGAGAUACGAUCCCACUAUUGGAGGCCUGUAAUUAUAAUGUGCAGAAGCCUGAGUCGUUAAAUGAGGGAGAACGACAACUAACAACUAUUCAGGCAAACAAAAGUCGAUUAGUGACAUUAUGUCGAUGGGUAGUGGAAGUAGUCAACGGACGAUUUAAAAGGGACUUUAAAUUAUUUCGCCAGGAUUUUUUAAUAGAGCUCAUGCACAUUUAAUGAGUGAUUUUAAAAUUGCAACUUCAUUAAUUAACAGAUUUCACCCCACGCUUCAAGAUCGGCCAGAUGCUUCUCUUAUUAUAGAAAGAGCCUUGAGGUAUCAACAUACUCCUAAUUACUUAGCAGAAUUUGUAACAAAUUAUAAUUUAAACAGGCGAUCGGUUAUGUUUAGACGCAUAGACGGCAGGUUUCCUCAAUUAAAUAUAUUUCCCGUAUUUAGUUACUCAGAAUUGAUUAUUUUCGCAUUGGGCCCAUAUCAGGUAAAACAAGCACGAUCAUAUUAUGGCGAACAUGUUCGACAAAAUGGCUUGUAUAAAAUUGAAAUAUGUCCUGAGCUGGAACACUCUGAAGAAAUGGUUGCGGCCGUUGGAGGAAAUAGACCUUAUUUAUUAAGGGGUCGAAUCCAGUCGCGCCAUGUUGGUCGGCGUAAAUAUUUUACGUAUAUUUUAAUUGACACUCAGCCCUCGAGUAGUAAUUGCUUAGAUGCAAUAUUAGGUUACUGUUGCAACUGUCUCGUGGGUAACAGAACAGUGGGAUGCUGUUGCCACGUUAUGGCCAUAAUAUGGUAUUUGGGUUGGGCUAGACACCAAGACAAUAUAUCGCCGCCAGCAUCAUUCUUAGACAAUAUAUUACUUGUAAUUGAAGAAUAAAACAUUUAACACUUA
This is a messenger RNA of Spodoptera frugiperda (fall armyworm), 3641 nucleotides long. RefSeq lists its product as uncharacterized. The coding region runs from base 1714 to 2976 and encodes 420 amino acids. NCBI's taxonomy places the organism in Eukaryota, Metazoa, Arthropoda, Insecta, Lepidoptera, Noctuidae. The record is from RefSeq and is a predicted model, not a curated record. The transcript is spliced from 5 exons.